Messenger RNA from Mya arenaria, 2202 nucleotides. RefSeq names its product LYR motif-containing protein 4-like. Lineage: Eukaryota; Metazoa; Mollusca; Bivalvia; Myida; Myidae. Gene Ontology annotation, cellular component: L-cysteine desulfurase complex; mitochondrion. The coding region runs from base 42 to 323 and encodes 93 amino acids. The record is from RefSeq and is a predicted model, not a curated record. Gene Ontology annotation, biological process: iron-sulfur cluster assembly. The transcript has 3 exons.
UCGCCGGUGUUUAUGUAAUUUUCUCCACACACACGAACAAAAUGGCAUCAAGUAGACGAGCGACUUUGAGACUGUAUAAAACUCUCUUAAGAGAGUGUCAGAAGUUGAAUUCAUAUAAUUUCAGAACGUAUGCUUUAGAAAAAGCCAAGUAUGAGUUUCGAGCAAAUAAGGCUGUUACAGAUGGUGAACAAAUCAGUACCCUUCUGAAGAAGGCUCAAGAAAACCUUGAUAUAGCCCGUAGACAGGUUUUAGUCGGUCAGAUGUACGGAGAAGGCCAUCUGGUGAUAGAAAAUGCUGAAUAUAUGGCUCACAAUAAGACCUGAUCACAGAGGCUUAUAGUUCAGAAGCCAAAGACAAUGAUGUAUAUUCAUGUGAUAUUAACUGCAUUGGAAGGUGUUGGAAGACGGAAUCUUUUCAGUAAAGGAUAUUCAAGAAAUUGCUGCUAUUUGUGUUGUUUUAAGUGAUAAAUUCUGGUAGUUUUGUUCACUUUUUAACAGAACUCGUUGCAAAUUACAAGUACCGUAGUCUUUAAAAAUAUUGUUUCUCCUGUAAUAAAAACAGGAUGAAAAGAACAUGUUAUUCUAAUAUGCUUUUUUAAAGAUCAUGUUGUAAUCUUUAUUAAUUUAAAUGAGUGUUCUGCUGUGACAAUUUGCUAAUUAUAUGUAUGAUUCGUCUAGUCUAUUUGCAUGACCUUGUUUUUGAUAGUUCAUUGAUUGAUGUUGAUAGCAAAUGAAGUUAAAAUGUUAUUAAUAACUGUUACAGUAGAUCUAAAAUGAUGAAAUAAUCCUCGCUGUUACCUUCUUUUUUCUGGUAUAUACCUAAUGUUUUCUAAAAGGUACUAUUUUUGACAUCCCUUCUCGCCAGUUUAAUUAUGUUUUCAAAGAGGUACUAUUUUUGACAUCCCUCCUCGUCUGAGUUUAAUUCCCAUUGGCGAUUGUACCAGGAAGGUUAUAAGGUAUAAUGACAUGCUUGUUGUAUGUAUUAUCAUUGGAUAUUAAGCACAGACCUUAAAGACAGCAUCUAUAUAAGGGAUGUUCGUUAACAUUUCUUUAUAACCUCGUUGACACUCAGAGUCAAAACUAAAACUGAGGGAAAUACAUCAAAAUUAUUGAAGGUUUAAUUGGGCUAUAAAUUUGUAAAGAAAACUCAACAUAUUAUUUUUAAUGAAGCUAAAAAAUAAUAGGUUUGUUUCCGGUUUCAUGUCCCCAAAAUAAAUGUAGGAUUUUUAUAUUUUAUAAGGCAAAUUGUUUCUUGAGAUUGUUCUGUUAACAAAAACUAUAAAUGAUUUGCUUAAAGCUGCACUCGCAUAGAUUUAAUGUUUUGACAACUUUUUUUUCUUUUUUUUGUCAUGGAAAGAGCAAAUUUUUGCGUAAAUAUCUGCAAUCCAGUGAUAAAAGAUUGCUGACAAAAGAUCAGAUAGCAGAUUUUCAUAUUUCCAUUUCAAAAUUAAUGUUUUAUGGCUUGAACUGUUAGAAAAGGUUUAAGAAAAGUGCAUAAAACAUGAUUUUAACUUAAAUAUAAAAAUCUGUGAUCAGAUGUUUUGUCAGCAGUUUUUAUGACUGGUUUCCAUGCAUUUUCGCAUAAAUUGGCUCAUUCCAUGACAGAAAAUAAAAAGGUUGUCUAAACAUUCAAUCUGUGAGAGUGCAGCUUUAAGAACUUCUAUACAAUCUUACAGUGUUAGCAUCACUGGUAUUUUGAUAAUUAAAAACAUUUCAUUUUAAAAGAAAAAAAAGGCUAUGAAAAGGUCUAGGGUUUGGGCGAAAAAAAAUAGUGUAGGUCGGAAAACCGGAAAACUUUUUUUUUUACGCCUACCUGUUGUAUAUUACAGUUCCAUUUUGUUUCAGCUACCUCAAAGUAUUUUGCUUGAGAUUUUUAUAGCAUGUAAAUGUUUCAGAAUUUCCUUUGUUUAAGAACCAGAAGAGAAUUUUACUAUAAAAUUGUUAAAACUAUUGCUUUAGUGAAGCUUACUAUAUAUGUGUACAGUUUAACAUUUACAAUGAUUUUAACCUUUACAAUUGGUAAACACACAGUACCUUCAAUUUUUAGUAAAUAGAUUUUACUAUUUGAUAAUUAAGUUAUUGACAAAAUUCUUCCUCAAAGAAUCCAUUAAUUUUGCACUAAAUACAUAAUCCCAGUUAUCUUGAUGCAAAAGGUUUGCAAUUUUGUAUUUUAUAUAAUCUGAAAUAAAGAACAUGAAGUGUG